AUUGAUUUAAGAAGAAAAUAUGGCAACUACAAUAGACAAUAUGCCAGUACAAAAUGAACAGAAUACAGAUAUUGAUAUAAACGAUCUAAAAAAAUUACUUGGAUCUCUCAAAGCUAAAGUAGUAGAUUUGAAAGUACAUAUGCGUCCUUUGAUAGAAAAACUGAAUAAUGGUCAACUUCAAACUAAUAAAGGUGUUUCAUUCUUGGAAGCCAAAUAUCAGAUCAUGUUACAAUAUAUUUUACAACUCACAUAUUUCGUUCAUUGCAAGUUAUCUGGAAAACAAAUCAAAGGUCACCCUGUUGUGGAAUCUUUAGUGGAAUUACGUGUGGUAUUGGAACGUAUGAAACCUAUUGAAGCUAAAUUGAAAUAUCAAAUUGAUAAGUUGGUACGUACUGCUGUUUUGGGAACUCAACAAGAAAAAGAACAAACAGCCAAUGAUCCAUUAGCCUUCAAACCCAAUCCAACCAAUCUUUUGAAUAAGGAAGAAGAUGAAGAAGAUGAAGACGACGAGGAUGAUGAUGAUGAAAUGAAUAAUUAUACCAAGGGUAAUAAAUCCAAUGGAGGUAUUUAUCGACCACCCAAGAUGGCACCUGUUACUUAUGAUGAAACGGGUGGUAGUAAGAAGAGCAAACAAGAAAAGAAUGAAGAACGAUUAAAGGAAAAGGCCUCAAGAUCAAGAUUGAUGAAGGAUUUAAUGACAGAAAUGAAUGAUGCCCCUGAGGAAUUGGAUGCUCUUGGUGGUGUGAAUGAAGGUACUGGUUAUGGUGAACGUAUGGAUCGAAAAAUGGCAGAAAAGAAUGAUUAUGAAGAAAACAAUUAUGUCCGUUUACAAGUCACUCGCAAGGAAAAGAAACAUCUUAUGGCCAAGAAUAAAAUGCGAUUUGAAAGUGAAUUUGAUAAUCUGAAUGAUUUUAGUAAUCUGGUGGGUAUUCAGGAAGUAGAUGAACGAGAAAAUGAACGAUUUAGAAACGUAUUGAAUCGAAAAUCACAACAUAAGGAUAAACGAGGACAUAAACGACCUGGUAAAUUCCAUGGUGUAGUGGAUGGUGAAGGUGCUUCAAGAAAUAAAUUCCAAAGAAACGUUAGCUUUUCCAAGAAACGACAAGGAAAUCAAUAAUAAAAUCAAUCAUAUAUUAGCAUCAUUAUCAUCAUUAGUAUACUCUAGUUAGAUUCAUUUUCAUUUCUUUUUUUUUAUUAUCAUAUAUUCUCAAAUAAACAUUCACACAUUUACAAUGCGGUCUUUUU
Messenger RNA from Halteromyces radiatus, 1245 nucleotides. RefSeq names its product Sas10/Utp3/C1D family-domain-containing protein. The record is from RefSeq and is a predicted model, not a curated record. Gene Ontology annotation, biological process: maturation of SSU-rRNA from tricistronic rRNA transcript (SSU-rRNA, 5.8S rRNA, LSU-rRNA). Gene Ontology annotation, cellular component: nucleolus; small-subunit processome. Lineage: Eukaryota; Fungi; Mucoromycota; Mucoromycetes; Mucorales; Cunninghamellaceae. The coding region runs from base 20 to 1117 and encodes 365 amino acids. The transcript is spliced from 5 exons.